Molecule: messenger RNA, 3231 nt
Organism: Acipenser ruthenus (sterlet)
Lineage: Eukaryota; Metazoa; Chordata; Actinopteri; Acipenseriformes; Acipenseridae
Product: anaphase-promoting complex subunit 2-like
Exons: 13
Coding region: 310-2802 (830 amino acids)
Biological process (GO): ubiquitin-dependent protein catabolic process
Cellular component (GO): anaphase-promoting complex
Molecular function (GO): ubiquitin protein ligase binding
Source: RefSeq, a predicted model, not a curated record
CGAAGGCUUAAAGAAAGCCGCGACUUGUUAAUUUCUGCAAUAUUAUCAACGACUACGUACUUGUAAUACCAAAUACAUAAAAUCCAGUUCGAUUUAUACGGGCUUUUUAAUUAAAUUGCGUGCAAGUAACCAAAUAAUAACUAUAUUGCGGUGGUGUUUUUUUUCUAUAUAUUAAAUGGACCGUUGUUAUGUUGCCGUUUACAAUUGUGACAUUUAGUUUAUUACAGCGACAAGAAUUAUUCUUCUAAUUUUUUUUUUUAACACUUUAGUACUACACUGCUCCCCCGGAUUGUAAGUCCUCGCAGCCUCAUGGCCUCGCUUCUGCAGCAGGCGAGCGGCGCUGAGCUGUCAGCUGCUUGGAGCACACUGAGCUCCGGUCUGGUACCCGCCGCAGCCCUCGGACUGGUGAGCCCUGGCUCAGACUCCAGUGCAGCGGCGGGCCCCUCCUCUCCCGAGGCCCUGCGUCAGGCUGUGGAGGUGCUGUGUGGCUGGGGGCUGGAGGGCUGCGUGGAGGAGUGGUAUCUGGAGGUGCUGCAGACAGACCUGCAGCGCAGCGUGGUCCCCGAGUUCUGGAGCGGUCUAGAGCAGCCGGAGAACGGGCUGAACGAGAGGCAGCGGGCGGGGCUCCUGCUCUCCGCCUUCCGGACCCUGAGGGGCCGGCUGGAGCCUUACCUGCGCGGCCUGGCCCUGCUGGGGGGCUGGGAGGAGGCAGGGACCCUGCCGGGGCUGGGGGCCGAGGCGCUCAGGGAGAAGGUGUUCACCCUCCUCAGGGCCAUCCUGCUGUUCUCCCCGGGGCCCGCGCUCGGGGACAGCGUGCAGGAGUUCUACGCGCGCACGUUCCGCGUGCACAUGAAACUGCGGCGGGAGAGGGAGAGAGACCGGGGGGGCAGAGAGCAGGACAGCCUCAUGGAGGAGACGCUGGGCAGCAGCAGCAUCGCCACUGAAGAGGUCAGCGAGGAGGAGGAGGAGGAGGAGGAGGAGGGGGGCUCGGCAGGGCUGUGUCCGGGCUGCAGGGUCGACAGAGGGCAGUGCUGGUGUCUGGAGGCCAUGGAGCAACUGGAGCAUCUCAGGCAGAUACUCACCAGCCUGCAUCUCCUGGAGAGGGUGAGCUCCGACGCCGUCACCACCAUCCUGCACAAACUGAUUGAGCAGCGCAUGGAGGCGCGCUGCCGGGGGGAGUACGAGCGCUCCUUCCUCAACGACUUCCAGGAGUGGCUGGAGAAGGUGAAUGGCUGGCUGAGCAAGGUGUUCCUGAGCCAGACGCAGUCCCUCGAGGGCGAUGCCACCCUGAAGCGCUGGCGCUGCCACAUGCACAGCUUCUUCUACCUCAUCUACGUGAGCAUGCGCAUCGAGGAGCUCUUCAGCAUCAUCCGUGAUUUUCCUGAUUCCAAACCUGCUAUUGAGGAUCUGAAGUACUGCCUGGAACGGACCGGUCAGAGACAGCAGCUGCUGACAUCACUGAAAGCUGCCAUGGAGACCCGCCUCCUCCACCCAGGAGUGCACACCUCUGACAUCAUCACUCUGUACAUCUCAGCCAUCAUGGCUCUGCGGGAGCUGGACCCCUCCAUGGUCAUCCUGCAAGUGGCCUGUGAGCCCAUCCGCAAGUACCUGAGGACGCGGGAGGACACGGUGCGGCAGAUAGUGGCCGGCCUCACGGGGGACACAGAGGGCUCCAGCGAGCUGGCCAAUGAGCUGUCGAAGGCUGACCCCGUGACCCUGGAGCACGGGCAGGACAGUGACGAGGAGACGGCUGACCCUGAGGAGUGGCUCCCUGACCCCAUCGACGCAGAGGCAGACAAGUGUGGCUCGAAGCGUCGCUCGUCUGACAUCAUCAGCCUGCUGGUCAGUAUCUACGGCAGUAAGGAACUUUUCAUCAGCGAGUACCGGAGCGUGCUGGCUGACCGACUCAUACACCAGCUCAGCUACAACACGGCCAGGGAGAUUCGCAAUGUUGAGCUGUUGAAGCUGCGCUUCGGGGAGUCCCACCUGCACUUUUGUGAGGUCAUGCUGAAGGACGUGGCGGACUCGCGGCGCAUCAACAGCAACGUGGCAGACGAGGAGAUGAAGCUGCCGGAGGAGCAGCGCUCGCCCCUCCCCCUGAGCGCCCUGAUCAUGUCCAGCGAGUUCUGGCCCCCCCUCAAGGAGGAGAAGCUGGAGCUGCCGGCGCCCAUCAAGGAGGUCAUGGAGAGCUUCACCAAGAGAUACGAGAAGCUCAAGGCUAUGCGCACUCUGAGCUGGAAGCCCCACCUGGGCUCAGUCACUCUGGACCUGGAGCUGGGAGACCGCACGCUGUCCAACCUGUCUGUCUCUCCCGUCCACGCAGCCAUCAUCAUGCACUUCCAGGACAGGAGCUCCUGGACCCUGGAGGAGCUGGGUGAAGCUCUGGAGAUGCCCACCUCAGUGCUGCGCAGGAGGAUGACUCUGUGGCAGCAGCAGGGCGUGCUGAGGGAGGAGCCGGCGGGCACCUUCGUGGUCGUGGAGAAGGCGCAGUGCGAGCGUCCCGAGAAGAACGUGGUGCUGCUGGAGAGCGACGAGGAGGGCGAGUCCAACAUGGCCACGCAGUCCGAGCAGAAGGAGGAGAAACUGCAGAUGUUCUGGGCUUACAUCCAGGCCAUGCUGACGAACCUGGACUCCAUGAGCCUGGAGCGGAUUCACAACAUGCUCAAGAUGUUUGUCACCAUGGGCCCCGUCGUCACGGAGAUGGACAUCCAGGAGCUGCAGGCCUUCCUCCAGACGAAGGUUCGAGACCAGCAGCUCAUCUCCUCGGGGGGCGUCUACCGGCUCCCCAAGUCCCCAAACUGAGCCCCCUGGAGCCCAGCUCCCCAGGCCUGCCCGCCGGGGGUCCCGGGCCCCGUCAGGUCACUGCACUGGCACUCAUUAAAAGGCACAGCCUAUGGCUCCAGACUACAUUGGUAUGUUUAGAAUUGGGUUACAAUAGUUUGAGCCCUUCCAGGUUUUACUAAGACACACCUACGCUCGGACACAGCAUGCAGCGAAGACGCAUGUGCAGCAAAACACUGAAAAUAUACACUGAACCCGUCAUGAGCUGGGAUGAGCUGGGAUCUGCGUGUUCACGGAAGGGGUCCGAGCCCGUUUAAUACAAGCAGCUGUCGAGAGGAACCAGACGCCACCACAGACUUUACCUUUUUAUAGAAAGCAGUGAUCCUCUUGCUGUGUGUGCUGAAGGGUGGUGCUGUGAUUCACAAUAAAAAUGAAUGAUAUUUGACAGUU